Molecule: messenger RNA, 4133 nt
Organism: Megalobrama amblycephala (Wuchang bream)
Lineage: Eukaryota; Metazoa; Chordata; Actinopteri; Cypriniformes; Xenocyprididae
Gene: ipo9
Product: importin 9
Exons: 24
Coding region: 151-3282 (1043 amino acids)
Biological process (GO): protein import into nucleus
Cellular component (GO): nuclear envelope; cytosol
Molecular function (GO): small GTPase binding
Source: RefSeq, a predicted model, not a curated record
GCCAUUAUGGUCAUGAAAGCACCAAUGAUUCACGAAUGGCAACAUUUCAUCGUUUCAUAGUCCCUCCCUAAACGUGCAUUGGCGCGCUGUGCAUCCUUCCGUCGGGUCCCCGGUCAUCUCUCCGUGAGCCUCAGUAAAACUGGCAAAAAUAUGGCGGGUAUGGGCGCCUCGGGUCCCGGCCCGGUUUCGACUCUCGACCAGGUGGAUAAAGGGCUGAAGGAGACUCUUAUAGACGCACUGAACGCCAUUCUGUCGCCGGUGCAAGAAGUGCGUGCUGCGGCGGAGGAGCGCAUUAAAGUGUUGGAAGUGACGGAGGAGUUUGGAGUUCACCUUGCGGAGCUCACUGUCGACCCACAUGGAGCACUUGCUAUACGCCAAUUGGCCUCUGUCAUUCUGAAGCAGUAUGUUGAGACCCACUGGUGCUCCCAGUCAGAGAAAUAUAGGCCACCGGAGACGACUGAAUGGGCCAAAGCUGCGAUCCGUGAGCUGCUGCCAGGCGGUUUGCGGGAAGCCAUUAGUAAGGUGCGCUCCAGUGUGGCCUACGCCCUGUCGGCUAUUGCGCACUGGGACUGGCCUGAAGCUUGGCCCGGACUCUUCAAGCUCCUCAUGGACAUGCUGGCCAGUGGGGAUGUUAACGCUGUACACGGUGCCAUGAGGGUCCUCACAGAAUUUACACGAGAGGUGACAGAUGUGCAGAUGCCUGAUGUUGCACCUGUCAUUUUGCCUCAAAUGUACAAGAUUUUUACCAUGGCAGAGGUUUACAGUAUUCGCACACGAUCCAGAUCAGUUGAGAUCUUCACCACGUGUGCCAAUCUCAUCUGUGCGAUUGAUGAAGUAGCAAAGGGUGCUGCCAAUACUCUGAUCUUCCCGGUGGUACAGCAGUUCACAGAGGCCUUUAUACAGGCUCUGCAGAUCCCAGACGGACCCACUUCGGAUAGUGGCCUGAAAAUGGAAGUGUUAAAGGCAGUGACUGCUCUCGUGAAGAACUUCCCCAAACCCAUGGUGUCCUCCAUGCAACAGAUUCUACCUAUUGUGUGGAACACCCUGACAGAGAGUGCCUCCUUUUAUGUGAGAACUGAGGUCAACUACACAGAAGAAGUGGAUGAUCCAGUUGACUCUGAUGGUGAGGUCCUUGGCUUUGAAAACCUCGUCUUCAGCAUCUUUGAGUUUGUCCACACUCUCCUGGAGAACAAGAAGUUCAAGAGCACAGUGAAGAAAGCUCUACCAGAGCUCAUAUAUUACAUCAUCCUCUAUAUGCAGAUCACGGAGGAUCAGAUCAAGGUAUGGACUGCCAAUCCACAGCAGUUUGUUGAGGAUGAGGAUGACGACACAUUCUCUUAUUCGGUCCGGAUAUCAGCACAGGAUCUGUUGCUGGCUGUUGCUGCCGAGUUUCAGAAUGAGAGCGCUGCUGCUUUAGCGGCGGCUGCAACGCGGCACCUCCAGGAGGCGGAGCAAGCCAAGAACGCAGGCAGUGAACACUGGUGGAAGGUGCAUGAGGCUUGCAUGCUGGCCCUGGGUUCAGUCAAGACCAUCAUCACAGAGAAUGUAAAGAACGGUCGUGUGCAGUUUGACAUGCAUGGAUUCCUUGCCAAUGUCAUCCUUGCUGACCUCAAUUUACCAGCAGCCUCUCCAUUCCUGUUGGGCCGGGCCUUAUGGGCAGCCAGUCGAUUCACUGCAGCGAUGUCCCCAGAGCUCAUUCAGCAGUUCCUACAGGCCACUGUGAGUGGUCUACAUGAGAGCCAGCCACCCUCUGUUCGGAUCUCCGCUGUGAGAGCUAUCUGGGGGUAUUGUGAUCAACUCAAGCUGUCGGAGAGUACCCACGUCCUGCAGCCGUUCCUGCCCAGUGUCUUGGAAGGGCUGGUGCAGCUCGCGGCUCAGUUCAGCUCUGAAGUUCUCACUUUAGUCAUGGAAACCCUUUGUAUUGUUUGCACCGUGGAUCCGGCUUUCACCACGAGUGCUGAGAACAAAAUCUGCCCGCUCACUAUUGCCAUAUUCCUUAAGUACAGUAAUGAUCCAGUUGUAGCAUCUUUAGCGCAGGACAUCUUCAAGGAGCUUGCCCAGAUUGAAGCUUGCCAAGGACCCAUGCAAAUGCGCCUCAUUCCUACUCUUGUUAGCAUUAUGCAGGCACCGCCUGAUAAAAUCCCAUCUGGCCUUUGUGCUACAUCCAUAGAUAUCCUGACUACAGUUGUUCGUAACACUAAGCCCCCCCUGUCAGACAUGCUUGUGUGCCAAGCUUUUCCUGCGGUGGCCCAGUGCACCCUCCGCACAGAUGACAACACCACAAUGCAGAAUGGUGGUGAAUGCUUGAGGGCCUAUGUGUCCGUCGCGCUGGAGCAGAUUGCCCAGUGGCAAGAUGAGCAAGGCCACAGUGGCCUGUGGUAUGUCAUGCAGGUUGUCAGUCAGCUCCUGGACCCCAGGACGUCUGAGUUCACCGCUGCUUUUGUAGGUCGUCUGGUGUCCACUCUCAUUGCCCGGGCUGGCACUCAGUUGGCUGACCAGCUGGACCAAAUACUACGUGCUAUUCUCAGCAAGAUGCAGCAGGCCGAGACCCUCAGUGUGAUGCAGUCCCUGAUCAUGGUUUUCGCCCACCUGGUCCAUAUCCAGUUGGAGCCUCUGCUGGAAUUCCUAUGCAGUCUUCCAGGUCCCACAGGGAAACCUGCCCUAGAGUUUGUCAUGGCUGAGUGGAUGAGUCGCCAACAUCUGUUCUACGGCCAGUAUGAAGGCAAAGUCAGUGCUGUCGCCUUGUGUAAACUCCUCCAGCACGGUCUCAAUACAAACGACAAGCGCCUCCAAGAUAUAGUCGUCAAAGGAGAUGAAAUUUUUAAUCCAGACGAGGGAAUUUGUACACGUUCUAAAUCAGCCAAGAACCCGCAGCGGUGGACCAACAUUCCUUUGCUGGUAAAGAUCUUUAAACUCAUCGUCAAUGAACUUUCUUCUGUGGUGGAGGCUAAUGCAAAUAGAGCAAAUCCUGCAGAUUGGAGCCAAGACUCUGGUGGAAUGUGGGAUGAUCUGGCAGAGGAAGAGGAUGAUGACGAGGAAGAUGAAGGACUAGCAGGACAGCUUCUGUCUGAUCUCAUUGCCUCCAACAAAUAUGAUGAUGAUUAUUAUGAGGAUGAUGAUGAUGAAGAUCCAGAUGCUCUGAAGGAUCCCAUAUAUCAAAUUGACCUUCAGGCUUAUCUGACAGAUUUCCUCACCCAGUUUGCUCAGCAGCCUUGCUAUAGCAUGUUUUCAAGCCACUUGAAUGAAGUAGAGAGAAGAGUCUUGCAGUCCAUCGGUAUAUGACCUGUAUCCCCACCCAACAUCGGCUCCUUGUCCUUUGUUUCCGUCUUUACCACUCGGUCAUCUUUUCUUCAAACUUGAACAUUUGAGUGGCCUCGGAAUGCCUUUCGAAUGACGCUGAUGCACAACCCAAAAGAGGACUGGAGUAAAGGUUUACGUGCCUCUCCCUGUGUUUUAUUAAGGGAAGGAAUGGACAUUGGUUCCUGGGGAUGUUAGAAGAGCAGGGCGUGAGGAGCAGCUUCUUAGCAUCCCAGACAGGACUGUGUUGGUGCAUUUGACUCGGAUGUCAAAACACUACUGUGCUUUGAUAGACCCGUCUGGUAUGAUGAAUGAAUUUUUUGCAAAGGGACUGGUAACAGUAUAGGAGCCAUUUAAAUGUAUCAACUGGCCAUUUGUACCUUCUCACUUUACUAAAUAACGAUGGUUACAAAAUCUUUCUGUAGAGGAAGGAAAAAGACUUCUGGGAGAUGAUAAAUCUAAUCUUUGGGGAAAAAAAGUUGGAACUGUUGGCGGCCUUAUUAAAAUUAUCCAUGUCGUUUGUCAUUAUGUGGUCUCAUGAGCAUGGUCUUUAUGGCUACACAGUGUUGGGUGAGCAUGAAGAAAUUAUAUGGUGUUACCAUGGUGAUCUUACAGUCUUAUUAGCAACGCUGUCUCCACUGGAGUAUGAGAAAAAUUUCAAAAUAAAAGGCCUGUUAAGGUCUCAUUUUUAAGUGUAUUUAGUUUCAAAAAGUUUUUGAAGGUUUAGGCAUCUGUAUAACAGUAUUUUAAUUUUUUACCGUGAACAAUCGUCCUUCAUCUAUAUUUACUCUUAAAGAUGUACUGUUAACGCUUUACAAUAAAGUCUCAUUUCAUAA